Racocetra persica is the source of this 125-nucleotide messenger RNA. The record is from the annotation of a GenBank genome assembly. NCBI's taxonomy places the organism in Eukaryota, Fungi, Glomeromycota, Glomeromycetes, Diversisporales, Gigasporaceae.
AUGAGUAAGUUUGGUCAAAUCUGUAAAUAUGUUGAAUAUCAGACCACAAUCGACCUGCUUGAUAAUUUGGUUUCCACAACGCUUGACAUUUAUACCAUUUUAUUUCGAGGAGGAUUGUUUAAUAA